Molecule: messenger RNA, 1557 nt
Organism: Stegastes partitus (bicolor damselfish)
Lineage: Eukaryota; Metazoa; Chordata; Actinopteri; Pomacentridae
Product: collagen alpha-3(VI) chain-like
Exons: 1
Coding region: 353-973 (206 amino acids)
Source: RefSeq, a predicted model, not a curated record
UAAAUCAUUUUAAAAAUUAUUUUGGCUCAUUUAUGUUGCAUGACAUUUAGAAUUACUCUCACCAGAAUAUCUAUUCUGACAGAAAUGAUCUGCUCUGUACUUUCAGGCUUCCUCUUUUCUUUCCACUUGUUCUUUUAAACACUACUUUGGAGAUCAAUCACCAAAUUUGCGCAAACAUCUUUUUUUUUUGUAAAAAGAUGGUUCUUUUGCAGUUUUGCUUCAGAGCAAUAGCUCGUAUGUCUUUUGAGCUCAACCUUUAUCACUGAGCUUCUAACUUGCUUAUGUUCAUAAAUGGCCACGAACAUAGAAAAGUCUCAAACACACAGUUCUUGAAUCCUCUUUCUGUCUAUCCAUGUAUCUACUAGUUGACACACGGAGCAAUAAGCGGGACAUAGUGUUUCUCCUUGAUGGGUCGGAUGACUCCAGAAAUGGGCUCCCAGCUAUUCGAGAAUUUGUCAGAAGAAUGGCAGAAGAGCUGGACAUUGAAGACGAUAAGGUUCGAGUGGCCGUUGUGCUGUAUAGUGACAACAUUAAAGUUUACUUCAACCUAAUGACUCACAGAUCCAAAAAGGCUAUCAUCUAUGCUGUAAGAAGUCUUCGACAUAAAGGAGGAAGACCUCGGAACACUGGAGCUGCUCUACAGUUUGUGCAAGACCAUGUUUUCACUGCUUCAUCUGGUAGUAGACGCCGAGAGGGAGUCCCUCAAAUUCUGAUUUUACUGACUGGAGGCAAAUCCAAUGAUGAUGUUUCCAGAGCUGCAUUUGACUUAAAGCAAAACGGUGUCGUGUCUUUCGCCAUUGGAAUGAAAAAUGCUGACCAGGGGGAACUUCAAAAAAUCGCCUUCUCUUCCAAAUUCCUUUUCAACUUGCCUGUCUUUGGUGAACUUUUAUCCAUUCAGCCAGAGAUAGCUGCAUUUGUCAAGGCGGGAAUACAAACAGAACCUCCUACUUUUGUUGGUAAGACGUGUCACUGAUUCGUAGUUGAGAAGUAAACUGUCUUCUUGCUUAUGUUCUUGUGCAUUUGGUCUUUCAUCAUUUGAAUUUCGAUGAAACGGCAUCAUCUUCUUCUGAAUCAAACGGUUUCAUGUUCCUUUACCUCUCUCCACUGGCUAGCCGCAACCCAUGGUUAUGUUGUUUCUUGUUUGGCUCUCAUCCUUUUCUUCUUGUACCUCGGAGAGCUUUUGUUCUAUUUUUAAGCUCUUCCUUGAGCCAAUGAUUAUCACAUCAUUGACUGAACAUUUAUGAUUAAGCAGAAUAUUUAUUUGCUUUUCUCCAUCCUCCAUUUGUGAAAGAGGAAUAUGCCCUUUGGAGUGUCUCAAUAUUCUUUUCAUCCACCAGUUUUCCUAAAUGUUCUCGCAUCUAACACCUUGUUUUUUGCAGUUGUUUGGUAGAAUUUCACCACCAUCUCCAGUGGUUUUGCUAACUGUAUAAUCUGUAAUGAUUAUACCACAAUGCCAUUCAGCAUGUGUGUGAUAACUCUGAUUCUUACACAAACUUUUCAUAUUCUCUUCCAGUCGAAUUAGAAUCCCCUCAAAGAGACAUAGUAUUUCUGUUGGAU